This is a messenger RNA of Xiphias gladius (swordfish), 2533 nucleotides long. It is a transcript of the gene creb3l2, whose product is annotated as cAMP responsive element binding protein 3-like 2. Gene Ontology annotation, biological process: regulation of transcription by RNA polymerase II. NCBI's taxonomy places the organism in Eukaryota, Metazoa, Chordata, Actinopteri, Istiophoriformes, Xiphiidae. Gene Ontology annotation, molecular function: cAMP response element binding; DNA-binding transcription factor activity, RNA polymerase II-specific. The record is from RefSeq and is a predicted model, not a curated record.
UUUUUUCUUUUUCUUUUAUUUUCUUUUUUUUUUUUUUUCUCCACCGGAGUUGGAGCCGGAGUUUGGUUUCCAGUCUGACCUGCAUUGCAACAAAACCCCGCUGCUUCUUCUGUCGCUGCUGCUGCUGCUGCUGCUGGAGGAGAAACCCCCCCACACCCCCCAAAAAAACCCCAAAAAAACACAACAACAACAGCGACGUCCACAAGGCCGGAGAGAGUCUGUGUGGAGGGAGCCAUGGAAAUCCUGGACAGUGGUGAACCGUUCCUGCACUGGGACCGGAACCUCAGCGAGCUGUCUGAGGCCGGGGAGAUCGACUCCGUGCUGUACACCAAUCACUUCUCCGAGCUCCUCGACGACCUGUCCCAGGAUGCUUUGCUGGGCCAGCUGCUCAGCGACCCCUUCCUCUCCGGGGUGAGGGGCGGAGUGGAGGCCAUGGAGGGCGAGGACGGAGGCGACCUGUCCCCGUCCUCCCCUCUCCCCCCUCACAUCACGGCCGAGCACAGCUACUCGCUCUGCGGCGACAGCCGACCGCAGUCGCCCCUGUCGCACCUGACCGGAGAGCAAGGCAGCGAAGCGGCAGAGUCGGACGGGGAUUCCGCCGAGUGGCCCAUGGAGCAGGAGGAGGCUAUUGACGGCCUCCUGUGCGAGACUCCCUCCCUUCUCCCCACCCUCUCCCUGUCUCUGGCCUCCGGCGAGGGGCCCCAGGCACCCGACCGCGCAGUGGCCGCCGCCGCCGCCCCAGCUCAGACCGCAGUCAGCAGCCUCCACCAGGGCAAGGGCAUCAAGAUAAAAGAGGAGAACAUCAUCCCUCAGAUCAAGCUGGAACCUCAUGAAGUGGACCAGUUUCUCAAUCUUUCACCCAAAGGUCUGGAGUCUCUGCAGAUGCCCCCCACUCCUCCCAGUUCCCACGGCAGCGACUCGGAGGGCAGCCAGAGCCCCGUCCACGCCCCGCCCGGCCUCUCCUGCCCCACCUCGCCCACCAGCCCCUCUCCAUCCCAGGCCAGCCUGAAGGUGUCGCCUCGCGCUGCCUCCUCCCUCUCCAACUCCCCUCUGCUCACCGCUCCGCACAAACUGCAGGGGUCGGGGCCGCUGAUCCUGACCGAGGAGGAGCGCCGCACCCUGGUGGCCGAAGGUUACCCUGUCCCCACCAAACUGCCGCUCACCAAGGCCGAGGAGAAGGCGCUGAAGAAGAUCCGCAGGAAAAUCAAGAACAAGAUUUCAGCUCAGGAGAGUCGCAGGAAGAAGAAAGAGUACAUGGACGCUCUGGAGAAGAAGGUGGAGACGUGCUCCAAUGAAAACAAUGAACUACGCAGGAAAGUGGAAACUCUGGAGUGUACGAACAAGUCUCUGCUGCAGCAGCUGCAGUCUCUGCAGGCGAUGGUGGCGGGCAAAGUCCCCAAGUCCUGCAGGGUGGCUGGCACCCAGACAUCAUCAUGCCUAAUGGUGGUCGUGUUGUGUUUUGCUCUGUUUUUGGGGAGCUUUUACCCCAGCAGUCUGACUCCGGGCUCCACCAUCAUUGAAACAGGCCUCGCCUCCAAACAGCUGGCUGUCAGAGAGUCCUACACAGCCACAGUUAAGUCGAGGAGUCUGUUAUCGACCCUCGAAGAGGAGCAGCCAACCCUGCUUGGUCUGGGCGGUGAGUAUCCCAACCAGUGGGAGGACCCGCCAGCCAUCGUGAUAGCAGCGUGGCGUCACUCCGAGCAACAGAAGCUGGGGGCGGAGCCCGGCAGAGGGGAAACACACCCACCUUUCAGGAGUAAAAACAAUGAUACGCGGACACCGAAAAACCUGCAGCUGGACCUGCACAGGUCGCUGGAGCAGAGGGCGAACGAGAGCAGUAGCAAGGUGAUAGAGCUGGAGCGAACGGUCAACGAGACCUCCUGAAGUUGACGUCAACACCACCCUCGCCCCCGCACGACCUCCUUUACACCCCUCGAUGACCUUUGACCUUCCCCCCUCUAGAGCAUGGUUCAGUGUCCUGGAGCAAACCUCAUUUUUUUUCUGCCAUCUCUGUUUUAAUAAGAUACACUGUAAUAGUAAUAAUAAAUAAUAAUAAUAAUAUUAAUAAUAAUAAUAAUAAUAAUAAUAACAAAGGGGCACUGGUUGCCCUGAUUUCUGAAGUAAAAGUUGCACUGAAUAGUUUUUCCAUGAGUCAACUUACCAGUUUUAGAUGUCAUCAUUGACCCGGCUUGAAACACUGUUAAAAGAAAACCAACUCCAGAUAAAUUCAAACCGAUCUAGUGAAUCACGGAGCGCGACAUUCAUUCCAGAGGAAAGUGUUUUUUAAAAUAUGACAUGUGAGGCUUUUUACAGGACACUGACGCAGACCUCUGUAUUUAUAGAAACCUUGUUUUUCUUGUUUUUGUUUUGGUUUAUUUGCUUUUCAAAAAUUUAUUUCUCUGUGUAGUUGAAUUUCUUUUAAUAUUAAAUGUUUUUAUUCCAUUCCAGUAAUGCAUACAUCACAUUUUGAUACUUUUUUGUGUUCAUACUGUAUUUUGUGAUUUAUUUUAUUGUACUCUUUUAUAUAUUGUUC